AUGUCGGAGAAGGAUGCCUCCUCUGUCCUGUUCACCUCGACGAGGCGCCCCAGCCGGGCAUCGACGCCUGCGAGGCGCCGCGAGCGGACGAGCCACGAGACUGCCGAGUCGAGUACCGCUGCUGGCGGUAGCAGCAGUAGCAUGACCGCCCCCACCACCGAGACGACGCUGGCCAUCGCUUCGCCUGACGAAGUCGCUGGCCAUCCGAUACCGAGACAGCACGCAGUCGAGAACGCAAACGGGAGUGCCACGAAAGAGGCCAAGGGCUACCGGACGCAUAAGAUUCGCUCCAGUGGCGGGUUUCUGCUGCAGGAAACACUACGAGAUGCUGCCUCCCACGACGGGAGCCAGUCACAUCACCGACGCCAGUCACGCCUGACGCCGCAAUCACAUCGAACGAGAGGCUCUCCCAGACCGUCAGAAAAGUCGGGUUCCAGUGCCGGCUACGAUGCCAGCCUGCCGUACAAUGCCGACAGCCCAUCCAGGGGGGCUGCUUUCCCCCCUCAGCACGAUGCAUCACAUGGCCUCACGGUCAGGAAGAGGCACGUCCCAAAUGGAAAGGCUGUCGAACCGGUGUCGCCGCCGCGGGCCCAAAACCAGGGCUUCGAGAUGGAUUCGGCACAGAUUGUGAACAUGGCCCUCAACCUGAGCGAAUCCAGAAGCCCACCAUCAUCCCCGGCCGAACUAUCGAGGACCUCUACACUGGCAAGCGCUGAUGGGAGCGCAAGGUUUGGGCGGCCGUACAACCCACUGCAGUACAUCCGCAACCGCAAAGUUCGAGCCCGUGAGCGCAAGGCCAUUGAUGGCGAAGCUCAAGGCUUUAGCGACGUCAAGAAGGUCACGGACUGGGUCGAUAACGUCGCAAGGUGGGCGGCGACUGGACAGUCCAUCUUGCCUGAUGGUCCUUCGUUGCCGCCAUUUGCCGAUGCGGACAUGCACGCCCAAGCAACAUCGCCCUCGGCCAACGCUGUCAAGCCCAAAAGACCCAAAGUGGACUGGCUCUUUGAGCCGGCCGAUCUGAUCGCCGAUGCAUACUGGCUCGAGCAGGACAAUCACCUACAGUUGAUCGAAGACCGGCACUGGCGACGGAUUUUCCCUCCUUCGUCAAACCUGUUCAGACCCCUGACAGGCCAAACAGAUAUGUCUAGGCCAGAGUCACUCAUGACAACUCACACACGGGGCUCGCUCGAGAUUCCUUUAAACCAGAGGACCGGAAACCCAAGACCAAUCAAGACGGACAGCGAACACUCCCACAGCAGUGCCCGAGAGCGGGCCCGCCAAAAGCUUCAUGAGCUCAAGGGCUUGCAUCAUCGACACGGCUCGCAUAGCCAUAGCGACAUACGGAGAUUAACCAAGGCACCCCACUCGGAUCUUUCCGACAGCGAAGAGGAGGGCAAAGAGAGGAGGAUGCCACAGCGCACAUUUACCGGCAACAGUAGGGACAUUCUUGAGAAGCAGAUGCUCGAGAUGAUAGCUAGAGAGGCCAGAGAGAACGGAUCAGACACGCAAUCGGUCGAUGCUGCCAUUGCCGCACUGCUGACACCCGAACGCGGCCCUCCCUCCUCAUCACAGCCCGCCACGCGCGAGCAGAGUCGGAAGCAGUCUCUUGCUGAAGGAAGCGAGUCUGACGAUACGCCUUGCAAGACGCAGGCGCAAACGGCCACCCUUCGUCAGCGAGUUGGGAGGUCUAGCUUGGAGAUUCCAAUGCCUGCGCGCAGGACGUCCUUUGACCUGGAUGCCUCGCUACCAAACUCGCCCGACAACCACCCUCAUGGCUACAGUCCAUUCAUCCCGACAAUUGGUUCCGACCUCUCAGCGCUGCCUAGUCGUGCUGGAUCUCCCACGCGCAACCCUUUCCACAAGGUGAAGAGCAUCUUCCGCGAGAGGAGCAAGGAACGUGCAAGCGAUCCUUCCGAGACGCGAGAUGGCGACCUUGGCCCUCCGAUUGACCUCAAGGGCAUCAUGACCGAGUCUCCCCAACCGAUUUCGGAGACUCCCGAGAGGCGAGGAUCGAGGAGUCCUCCGAGAAACCUGUUGCCACGACAGCCGACCGAUACGUACAGGGCAGGCCCCAAGCGUAGAAGCGACGAGUCUGGCGCCAAGGGACUGUUCAAGGGGGCGCGUCUGGAUACGUUGAUCCGCGAAGGUGCCUCCAAAUUAGGUGACUUUAUCUGGCGGAAGGACUCGGAACAGGAUGACGGUAACCAGUCUGACGGCGAGGCCACGGCGACUGACGAGUCGGAUGCUGAGCCGGCUAGGGGCAGGCGCAGGGCGAAUCUGUCUCUAUCGCGUACGACAUCGUUAUCCAUGCGAGACCGUCGAGAAGCGCAGCUCCAGAAGGGCAAGCACUAUUUGGACGUAAUGCCUACAUUCCAGCAUGCUUCACACGACAGGUUGGCCCCCAGCCAGUUGGAGCCCCCCAGCCUUCAGUCAUCCAGGCCUCCUAGUCGGUCGUCCCGGUUUGACUUGCUGAAACCUCCUCGCAUCGACGUCCACCAUGCAUCACCGUCAACAUCACCGCCGGCGACAGGGCAGCGUGGCGACUUGGAAGACUCGGAAUCUCAACCACAGCGGGGAAGUACAAGCCACGAGGAUGUACAUAAAGCAGGCCGCCGUCUCAGCUCCGUGAUCUCGAUGCCGCAAGCCUUCAACAGGGAUCGCCUCGGCUCACUGGCUACUACUUUUGACGGUCGUCACUGGUCGAUCUCCGACCGCAGCCCCUCCCCGCAGCGCGCACCUCUGAGCCGUCACGAGGUAGCCCGUCUGCGCGCCCUAGUGCUCAGCUCUGGUAUCAAGGCGAUGGAGAUCUCCCGCCGCGCGUACGAGCCCCGGCCCGCCUUCGCUGCCCCCCCAGUCGCUCACUCGGAGGACGUCGACCCGAAGCAGAAGCCCCCCUUCUGGCCCGCCAUCGCCCAGUUCAGCACGAACCCUGCGCAGCUCCGCGCCCGCUCCGUCGCUCAGGUCGAGCUCUAUCAGCUCGCCGCUCGCACCCUCAGCAGCUCGAUGCAGUGCGCCGGCCUCGAAUGGCAGCACGCCGCCGACGCCUUCACAAGCGAGACAACGCCAACGCUGCAGGCGAACAUUGAGGACGUUCGCAGACAUAUUGCCGUCGACCUAUCGGCUAUGACGCGUGCCGCGGCGGACGAGGCCGACGAGACAAGCCGCGACCUCGCCUUCGGUCAGCGGCUCAAGAUCAAGGCCGUCGUCGACGUCAUCGACAAGAUGCUGCGCCGGCGCCGCAGGCGGUUCCGCUGGGUGAGACGGGCGCUGUGGCUUGGUGUCGAGUGGGGGCUCGUGGGCAUCAUGUGGUACGUCUGGUUCGUCGUCAUGAUCCUCCGCGUCUUUGUCGGGUUCGGCAAGGGCGUCGUCGGCGGCGUGAGGUGGCUGCUGUGGCUGUAA
Verticillium dahliae VdLs.17 is the source of this 3399-nucleotide messenger RNA. RefSeq lists its product as uncharacterized. The coding region runs from base 1 to 3399 and encodes 1132 amino acids. The transcript is spliced from 2 exons. The record is from RefSeq and is a predicted model, not a curated record. Lineage: Eukaryota; Fungi; Ascomycota; Sordariomycetes; Glomerellales; Plectosphaerellaceae.